Messenger RNA from Protomyces lactucae-debilis, 1502 nucleotides. Its product is annotated as histone deacetylase. The transcript has 2 exons. The coding region runs from base 88 to 1428 and encodes 446 amino acids. Lineage: Eukaryota; Fungi; Ascomycota; Taphrinomycetes; Taphrinales; Protomycetaceae. Gene Ontology annotation, molecular function: histone deacetylase activity. The record is from RefSeq and is a predicted model, not a curated record.
CCAGCCAGAGAGGAGAGAGAGAGAGCUACACCCAGAGAACAGUGACAAGCAAGGCCUGUGCAGCAAAUAUCUUCACUUGCACAUCCCAUGGCAGACGAGCUAGCCACAUACAGCAGCUCGGGACAGCGGCAAGGCUCUCUCCUACCCAUCGCAGCCAACGGAGGCGCAAAGCCAAAGGUCGCCUACUUCUAUGACUCCGACGUCGGCAACUACGCCUACGGUGCCGGCCAUCCUAUGAAACCCCAUCGUAUCCGUAUGGCUCAUGCGCUCAUCAUGAACUAUGGUCUCUACAAGAAGAUGGAAAUCUACCGCGCGAAACCAGCAACGAAGCAGGAAAUGUGCCAGUUCCACACCGAUGAGUAUGUUGAGUUCCUCAGCAGAGUCACGCCAGAGAACAUGGAGAACUUUGCCAAGGAGCAAGGAAAAUUCAACGUCGGCGACGACUGUCCCGUGUUCGACGGACUCUUUGAGUUUUGCGGCAUCAGCGGCGGCGGUUCGAUGGAAGGUGCUGCACGGCUAAAUCGUGGCAAGUGCGACAUAGCCCUCAACUGGGCCGGUGGUCUGCAUCACGCCAAAAAGUUUGAGGCAUCCGGCUUUUGCUACAUCAAUGAUAUCGUGCUUGGCAUCAUCGAACUACUGCGCUACUAUGCCCGCGUCUUGUAUAUUGAUAUCGACGUACACCACGGCGAUGGUGUGGAGGAGGCAUUCUACACAACAGACAGAGUCAUGACUUGCUCCUUCCACAAGUACGGCGAGUACUUCCCAGGCACCGGCGAAUUGCGCGAUAUCGGCGCAGGCAAGGGCAAGAUGUACUCCGUCAAUGUACCGUUGCGCGAUGGUAUCACGGAUGAGACGUAUGCCAGCGUCUUUGAACCCACCAUUCAAGCAAUCAUGGACCAUUAUCGACCUGGUGCUGUUGUGCUGCAGUGCGGUGCUGAUUCCCUUUCCGGCGACAGACUCGGCUGCUUUAACCUCUCCAUGAAGGGUCACGCUGCGUGUGUGGCUUUUGUCAAGAAAUUCAACUUGCCAACCUUGAUCCUUGGUGGUGGUGGCUACACGAUGCGCAAUGUAUCACGGACGUGGACAUAUGAAACGGGUUUGCUGGUCGGUCAAGAGCCAGAGGGCAAUAUUCCCUACAACGACUACUACGAGUACUUUGGCCCAGACUACAAGCUUGACGUGCGGCCAAACAAUAUGGAGAAUAUGAACUCGCGCGAAUACCUCGAUAAGAUACUGACGCAGGUCAAGGAGAAUCUGAGACAUACGGCGUUUGCACCAAGUGUACAGAUGCAAGAUGUGCCGCGUGAUGUCGACUACGACUCGGAUGCGGAUGAAGAUGACAAGGACCCUAAUGCGAGAAAGGCCAAUGGCAAGGCGCAGCGGGACGACGAAUUCGAUGAGAGCGACGAUGAAGGUGCUAAAGCAUAGGAACUCAGUGGAUCGCUAUCCGUGUACCAUAAUAUAACCAUUUCUGUGUGGAGCAACUGUGCAAAAAUGAGUGA